Messenger RNA from Nicotiana tabacum (common tobacco), 2430 nucleotides. RefSeq names its product transmembrane 9 superfamily member 7. Lineage: Eukaryota; Viridiplantae; Streptophyta; Magnoliopsida; Solanales; Solanaceae. Gene Ontology annotation, cellular component: membrane. Gene Ontology annotation, biological process: protein localization to membrane. The record is from RefSeq and is a predicted model, not a curated record.
AAAUUAAAGGGGCGGAAUUAUGAAGGGAGAACCUGGAAAUAGGAAAUCGUUUUUUGUGCAUAAGAAAAGCUUCUAAUUUGUUCACAGUUCAGUCUUCUCUCUCAUUUGGCGUAACGACAACUGAAGAUGGGUAGGCGAAGAUCGGUGCAGCUCAGUUCCAUCUUCAUUUCUCUUUUGUUCCUCAUCUCCUCUGCUAAUUCCUUCUAUCUCCCCGGUGUUGCUCCUCGCGAUUUUCAAACUGGUGAUCCCCUUAAUGUCAAAGUGAACAAGCUGUCAUCUACAAAAACACAACUUCCCUAUGAUUACUACUUCUUGAAGUACUGCAGACCUACCAAGAUUUUGAAUAGCGCAGAGAAUUUGGGGGAGGUUCUUCGAGGGGACCGCAUAGAGAAUUCAGUUUAUACUUUCCAAAUGAGACAAGAACAACCAUGUCAAGUCGUUUGUAAGAAAAAGCUUGAUGCUGAAUCUGCAAAGAACUUCAAGGAAAAGAUUGAUGAUGAAUACAGAGUCAAUAUGAUUCUAGAUAACCUUCCAGUUGCUGUUCUUAGACAAAGGCGGGAUGGAAUUCAAUCUACUACUUACGAGCAUGGUUUCCGUGUUGGGUUCAAGGGGAAUUAUGCUGGGAGCAAAGAGGAGAAAUAUUUUAUCAACAACCACUUGAGCUUCCGAGUCAUGUACCACAAGGAUCCUGAAACUGAUACUGCGCGCAUCGUUGGUUUUGAAGUGACGCCAAACAGCAUCAAUCAUGAGUACAAGGAGUGGGAUGACAAGAACCCUCAGGUGACGACGUGCAAUGAGAAUACAAAAAAUUUAGUCCCAGGUAGCACUGUUCCCCAAGAAGUAGAUGCAGAUAAGGAGGUUGUAUUCACCUAUGACGUUUCUUUCAAGGAAAGCGAUGUAAAAUGGGCUUCUCGUUGGGAUACAUACCUGCUCAUGAAUGAUGAUCAGAUUCACUGGUUUUCCAUCAUAAAUUCCCUUAUGAUUGUCCUAUUCCUUUCUGGUAUGGUCGCGAUGAUCAUGAUGAGAACUCUGUACAGAGAUAUUGCAAACUAUAAUCAAUUGGAAACACAAGAUGAGGCUCAGGAAGAAACAGGAUGGAAACUUGUUCAUGGGGAUGUUUUCCGCGCUCCUAUUAAUUAUGGUUUAUUGUGUGUUUAUGUCGGAACUGGUAUCCAAAUACUUGGAAUGACACUUGUGACGAUGAUCUUUGCUCUGCUGGGUUUCUUAUCACCCUCGAACCGUGGUGGGCUUAUGACUGCUAUGGUUCUACUAUGGGUUUUCAUGGGCUUGCUAGCUGGCUAUUCUUCUGCCCGUUUCUACAAAAUGUUUAAAGGAACAGAGUGGAAAAGGAUUACUUUGAAAACUGCUUUCAUGUUCCCUGGAAUACUUUUUGCCGUCUUCUUCGUGCUGAAUGCUCUCAUCUGGGAAGAGCAUUCUUCUGGAGCAUUGCCAUUUGGGACUAUGUUGGCUCUAGUGUGUUUAUGGUUUGGGAUUUCGGUACCUUUGGUAUUUGUCGGCAGCUACCUCGGUUACAAAAAACCAGCCAUUGAAAACCCUGUUAAGACGAACAAAAUCCCUAGGCAAGUACCAGAGCAAGCAUGGUACAUGAAACCAGCCUUUUCGAUACUUAUCGGGGGAAUUCUUCCAUUUGGAGCUGUUUUCAUCGAGCUAUUCUUCAUCUUGACGUCCAUAUGGCUGAACCAGUUCUACUACAUCUUUGGCUUUCUCUUCAUAGUUUUCCUGAUCUUGAUAAUCACAUGUGCAGAGAUAACUGUUGUGCUCUGCUACUUCCAGUUGUGCAGUGAAGACUAUAACUGGUGGUGGAGAGCUUAUCUUACAGCUGGAUCCUCCGCUUUAUACCUGUUUCUCUACUCCGUUUUCUAUUUCUUCACUAAGUUGGAGAUCUCAAAGCUGGUGUCAGGCAUAUUGUAUUUCGGCUAUAUGUUGAUUGCAUCAUAUGCCUUCUUUGUGUUAACAGGAACAAUUGGCUUCUGUGCUUGCUUCUGGUUUGUUCGGAAGAUCUACUCCUCAGUGAAGAUUGAUUGAUCGACAGAGAGAACUCAUAGUUUGUUAUUAGUAUAGUGAAAAGGGUCGAUGAUGCUGAGAUUAGGGAAAAAGCAGUAAAGAUUGUCGCUUAUAGCACAGUGGCCAAAGAGUGAGUUUUCAGCCUGCUAAGACAGUCGAGUCUUGUGGUAUUAGCUUAGGGCUUGGCUUGUAACUUUUAUACAAUCGCUAUAUUUCUUUUUAGAAAUGCAUCUGGUUGGUCCUGGUAAAAGAAGUACUGCUCAAUUUCAAAGUCUAUGAUGGCGGAUAUAUGAAUUUGGCACUGAAACCUUUGUCAAACUUCUGAUUCAUGCAACCCCAUAGCACUUUCUAUUUUUGACCAGGCAGUAUGAUAGACAUCAAGUAAAAUUGCCUACAUUCUACUCU